This is a messenger RNA of Caretta caretta (loggerhead turtle), 550 nucleotides long. Lineage: Eukaryota; Metazoa; Chordata; Testudines; Cheloniidae. The record is from RefSeq and is a predicted model, not a curated record.
CCUGCUGGCCUCUUGUGCCCGGACGGCUGGAUGGGAUACCGAGGGAAAUGCUACUAUUUCUCAGAGAGGGAAGGGAGCUGGACCGACAGCCAGAGCCGCUGCUCUGCAGCGGGUGCCUCCCUGGCUGGGAUCGACAGUGAGCAGGAAACGGCGUUCCUGCUGCGCCAUAAGGGUGUCUAUGACCACUGGAUCGGCCUCCGGAGGGAGCAGGGUCAGCCCUGGACAUGGGCCAAUGGCACCGAAUUCAACGACCUGUGAGUCUCUCUCGCCCCUCUGGACUAAUCCCCUGGGCUUGGGAUUCUGGUGUCUGAGCUGUUUGAGCUCAGGUAGAUCCACCACUCAGUGCUAGUGAAACAACCAGACACGACCCUGGUCCGUUCGCGUCCUGUGUGUAUCGGAGACCGAUGGGAGCCGGCGUGUCCCUGAACUCUCGGCUCCUCCCCACAGCACGGAGCUGGGCCGGAGACAGAGCCCGCCACAGCCAGAGAUGCCCUCGCAGCGCGCUGGGAUUUCAGCUGGGACACUCGCUGUUCUCCCCCAGCCCUCUUCA